Chelmon rostratus (copperband butterflyfish) is the source of this 1356-nucleotide messenger RNA. Its product is annotated as solute carrier family 41 member 3-like. Gene Ontology annotation, biological process: monoatomic cation transport. NCBI's taxonomy places the organism in Eukaryota, Metazoa, Chordata, Actinopteri, Chaetodontiformes, Chaetodontidae. The transcript has 10 exons. Gene Ontology annotation, cellular component: plasma membrane. Gene Ontology annotation, molecular function: monoatomic cation transmembrane transporter activity. Bases 1 to 1356 code for a protein of 451 amino acids. The record is from RefSeq and is a predicted model, not a curated record.
AUGGUGGUGACCCAUCUGGCUCUAGAGCUGCGUUUCCAGGGGAAGAAGCUGAGGGGCUUCUCAUGCAAACUGACCCGCUCGGCCCACGGCUUCCUGCCAGAGAGCUCCUGGAUCAUCGCAUCACAGGUCCUGCUGCCGUACCUGGUGUCCGGCCUGGGCAUGGUGGCAGCUGGGAUAGUCAUGGAUAUAGUGCAACACUGGGAGGUGUUUAAGGAGAUCUCAGAGGUGUUUAUCUUGGUGCCGGCCCUGGUGGGGUUGAAGGGGAAUCUGGAGAUGACGCUGGCAUCCAGACUGUCAACAGCAGCCAACACAGGGCAGAUGGAUGAGGCGCAGCAGCAGUGGAGGAUGGUGCUCUGUAAUCUGGCCCUCAUUCAGGUCCAGGCCACAGUUGUGGGCUUCCUGGCAGCGGUUGCUGCAGUGGGUCUCGGAAAUCUGACCAGGGGUAGAGUGGAUGUUACCCAGGCUGCUCUCCUGUGUGCCAGCAGCGUCACCACUGCUUUCGUUGCUGCACUGUCUCUAGGUCUGGUGAUGGUGGCAGUGAUUAUUGGAUCCAGGAAAGUGGGCAUCAACCCAGAUAAUGUGGCCACGCCCAUCGCCGCCAGCCUCGGAGACCUCAUCACUCUGUCUCUGCUUGCCGGGGUCAGCAGCCUCUUUUUCUGUUACAGAGACAUGUGGUACCUGCCUCCUGCGGUGUGUGUCUUCUUCCUGCUCAUUAUUCCAGUGUGGGUUAUCGUUGCCAGGCGCUCUCCGCCAAUCAGAGAGGUCCUAAAGUCAGGCUGGCAACCUGUCAUUUUGGCCAUGUCCAUCAGCAGUAUUGGUGGUCUGAUUCUGGAUAAGACAGUGAGCAAUCCAAACUAUGAAGGUAUGGCAGUGUUCACUCCAGUCAUCAAUGGUGUAGGGGGAAAUCUGGUGGCCAUCCAGGCCAGCAGGAUGUCCACCUACCUCCACUGCUGGAGUGUUCCCGGAGUGCUUCCAUUUAAAAUGAAUGGGAUCUGUUCUCGACCCUGUGCUACCUUCUGCUCCUCAGAUGUGAACUCCAACUCAGCCAGAGUCCUGGUAAUCCUUGUAGUGCCGGGUCACCUCCUCUUCUUGUACACCAUCCACCUCCUGCAGGGAGGCCAUACUGCCAUGACACCCACCUUCAUCAUCUGCUACCUGUCUGCAGCUCUGCUUCAGGUGGUGAUUUUGCUCUACGUGGCCAGCCUGAUGGUGAACUGGCUGUGGCGAAGGGGUCUGGAUCCAGACAACUUCUCCAUCCCCUACCUCACAGCUCUGGGUGACCUGCUGGGGACUGGCUUCUUGGCUCUGAGCUUCAGACUGACUCUGAUGUUCAGUUCUGCUGCGACUGGAGUUUGA